UUUUAUUAGAAAUCUUCUGAAGACGAUUGCAGCGGUGGGGCGUUCAGGGGGACUCAGACACUUUGUUUCUACAGUCACUACCAUGAAUCUGGUGAUGAUUUAAUCUACAAACCGACACCUAUAGUUGAUAAGUGAUUUGUUCGAUUAAGAAUAAAAAAAAUCUUCGUCAUAUUUGCCGAUGGGGACGGCUGUUUUUACUUUCGGAUGGCGCUUUUCCCAGUAGCCCUGAAGGCCUCACCAGAGCCUGAUCCAUUGAUCGCGGAUCCAGGCGCCGGUCGGACUCCUCGCCGUUUCCACGCCUCCCACUUUCACCCCCAUUGUGGUGAAUCUCCGGCUCUCACACACACUUUGCCAGACUUCCAGGAGUUGGAGCAACUGAUCGAAGAGGGAACACCGACAAGGUUUUUUUUUUUUUUCUCCUUUGAAAAAAAGAAAAAGAAAACCCCAUAUAUCCUCUUCCCCCCGCAUGGAUCUGCUUUCUUCUCCGGAGGGAUUUCAAGGAGCUGCGAUGGUUUGCGUUGCUGGAAAUUCUGGAGACUCGUACCAGAGAGAAAGGGCACUCGUCCUCUACGCUGAAAAGUUGUAAAAAGUAGUUUCCCCUUGAAGUUUUUUUUCCCCUUGUUGUUUUCUUUUCCCCCCCCCGUCACCAGCUUCAGACUCGGGUGUUCCUCCAGCCCCCCAACCGGCCAUCAUGGCGAGGCGGACGGCGGACGAACCUCUGCUUUUCACGCCGAAUACGCGCGCCGCUUUCCGGGAUAAACACCUUCGCUUUGGCGGGGGCUUGUUGGCUUUUUCGUGGAGCUUCGUGUUCAUGUGCUCGGCUCUCUCUUGUGGAUAUUGCGGAGCCGAGACGGAGUUUUCCAUCCUGGAAGAGGCGCAAGUUUUGGCCGAGCAGAUGAAAAAGCUGUCCUCUCGGGAGCUGGGAGUCUUCACUAUGCAGAGGAUUUUCAACUCGUUUGUGUACACCGAGAAGACAUCAAACGGGGAGACAGAAGUGCAGCAGUUGGCAAAGAAGAUCCGGGAGAAGUUCAACCGCUACCUGGAUGUGGUGAACAGGAACAAACAGGUGGUGGAGGCGUCGUACACCGCUCACCUCACCUCGCCGCUCACCGCAAUCCAGGACUGCUGCUCCAUACCGGCGUCUAUGAUGGAGUUUGAUGGGAACUUCAAUACCAACGUCUCCAAGACCAUCUGCUGUGACAGACUUUCCCCCACCGUCAACAGCCGAGCUUUCAACCCCGGACGAGACCUCAACUCAGUGUUGGCCGACAACCUGAAGUCCAAUCCCGGGAUAAAGUGGCAGUACUUCAGCUCAGAGGAGGGCAUCUUCACCGUCUUCCCUGCCCACAAGUUCCACUGUAAAGGAAACUACGAGCACCGUAGCAGGCCUGUGUACGUCUCAGCAGUGCGUCCACAGUCGAAACACAUUGUGGUGAUGGUUGACCACGGAGCGUCUGUAACGGACACACAGCUUCAGAUCGCCAGGGACUCUGCACUGGUCAUCCUCAAUGCCAUAGAUGAACAUGACAAGAUCUCCAUCCUGUCCGUGGCAGAGACAGUUCGCUCCUGCUCUCUAGACCAGUGCUACAAGAGUCUACUGUCUCCGGCCACCAGCGAGACCAAGAGGAAGAUGACCACCUUCAUCUCCAACAUCAAGGCCUCUGAUGGAGCCACACAGCACGCGGCGGGCUUCCAGAAGGCCUUCCAACUGCUGCGAAACACCAGCAGCCUCAGCAGACAGAGCACGACCACAGACAUGGUGAUCAUCUACCUGUCAUCCGGUAUCACGUCUCGAGAGUCAUCAGAGCAGGAGAAGAGAGCCACGCUCAGUGUGGUCAGAGAGGAGAACCGACACCUCAACAACUCGGUCAUGAUCCUCACCUACGCUCUCAUGAAUGAGGGAGUUACAGGCCUGAAGGAGCUGGCCUUCCUGAGGGACCUUGCGGAGCAGAACUCAGUGAAGUACGGCGUCGACCGAAUGUCCGACCGAGACCGAUCGUCAGCGGCGUCCUCAUCUGGAUCAGCAGGAGUUUCCAUGAUGCCGGUGGUGAAGGGCAGCAUGAUGGUGCUGAACCAGCUGAGCAACCUGGAGACGACAGUGGGACGCUUUUACAUCAACCUGCCCAAUCGAAUGAUCGACCUGGCACGCUUCAGCCUGCCCUACUCUGACCCCAUGGGAGACGGGUUCAUUAUGACCGUGAGCCGGCCGUGUUACUUUGGUAACCUUCUCCUGGGCGUGGUCGGCGUGGAUGUGAACUUGGCCUACAUCUUGGAGGACGUCACCUACUACCAAGACUCUCUGGCUUCCUACACCUUCCUCAUCGACAACAAAGGUUACACCCUGAUGCACCCGUCCCUAACGCGGCCCUACCUCAUGACAGAGCCUCCCCUGCACACAGAUAUCAUCCACUAUGAGAAUAUCCCAGGAUUCCCUGCUGUCCGACAGAACAUCCUCAGCCUCCCUUUAGGAAGUCAGGUCAUCGCUGUGCCAGUUAACUCCUCUCUGUCCUGGCACACCAACCGGCUCAGGGACAACAGCAAAGAUGCAUACAAUGUCAGCUAUGCCUGGAAACUGGUUCAAGACACGUCUUUCAUCCUGUGCAUCGUUUACGUGCAGCCAGAGAUUCCAGUGAAGCAGCUGAAGAACCUGAACACGGCUCCCAGCUCCAAGCUGCUGUACCAUCGUCUAGACCUGCUGGGUCAGCCCAGCUCCUGCCUGCACUUCAAACAGCUCGCCACCGUCGAGUCCCCCACUGUGAUGUUGGCAGCUGGUAGUUUCUCUUCUCCCUAUGAGCACCUCAGUCAGCCAGAAACAAAGCGUAUGGUGGAACACUACACUGCCUACCUGAGUGAUAACACCAGGCUCAUAGCCAACCCAGGCCUCAAGUCCUCUGUCAGGAACGAGGUUAUGGCAACCAGUCAUGUCACGGAUGAGUGGAUGACACUAAUGGAAAUGAGUAGCCUCAACUGCUACAUUGUGCGCCGUUACAUAGCAACGCCCAGUGGGGUGCUCCGGAUUUACCCAGGAUCACUGAUGGACAAAGCCUUCGACCCGACCCGCAGACAAUGGUACCAGCAUGCUGUGGCUAACCCGGGCCUCAUCACCUUCACGGGUCCAUACCUGGAUGUGGGCGGGGCGGGCUACGUUGUCACCAUCAGCCACACCAUCCAUGCCUCCAGCUCUCAGAUGGCCCCUGGAUAUGCUGUUGCAGUGAUGGGUAUCGACUUCACGCUUCGCUACUUCUAUAAGGUCCUAUUGGACCUGCUGCCCAUCUGCAACCAGGACAAAGGCAACAAGAUCAGGUGCUUCAUAAUGGAGGACAGAGGCUACCUGGUCGCUCACCCGACUCUGAUUGACCCCAAAGGUCAUGCCCCUGCAGAGCAGCAGCACAUCACACACAAGGAGCCACUCGUGGCCAAUGACAUCCUGAACCACCCCAACUUUGUGAAGAAAAACCUUUGCAACAGCUUCAGUGACCGCACGGUGCAGCGCUUCUACAAGUUCAACACCAGCAUAGUGGGCGAUCUCACCAACCUGGUCCAUGGCAGCCACUGUUCCAAAUACCGCCUGACCAGAAUCCCUGGCACCAACGCCUUUGCCGGUAUCGUCAAUGAGACGUGUGAUUCUCUGGCGUUCUGCGCCUGCAGCACGGUGGACCGGCUCUGCCUCAACUGCCACAGAAUGGAGCAGAAUGAGUGCGAGUGUCCAUGUGAGUGCCCUCUGGAGGUCAAUGAGUGCACAGGAAACCUCACCAAUGCUGAGAACAGGAACCCCAGCUGUGAGGUGCAUCAAGAGCCAGUCAGCCUGAAUGUGAUUGAUCCCAGUUUGCACGACACCCUGCCCCAGUGUAUCAACACCCGCUGCAGCCAGAGAUACACCAGCAGCGACUGUUUCGGCGUGCUGGACUGCGAGUGGUGCAUGGUGGACAGCGAUGGUAAGACUCACCUCGACAAGCCGUACUGCGCCCUGCAGAAGGAGUGUUUUGGGGGCAUCGUGGGUGCCAAGAGUCCCUACGCCGAUGGCCUGGGACUUCUAGAUGAGGAGGUGGCGUCUUUGAACAUGAUCAAGAGCGCCCCUGUGGGUCCGGUUGCUGGGGGCAUUAUGGGAUGCAUCAUGGUGCUGGUCCUGGCUGUCUAUGCAUACAGACAUCAGAUCCACAGGCGCUCACACCAGCACAUGUCACCGCUGGCUGCACAGGAAAUGUCAGUGAGAAUGUCCAACCUUGAUAACGAAAGAGACGAGAGGGAUGAAGACAGCCAUGAAGACAGAGGAAUCAUCAGUAACACCAGAUUCAUAGCGGCGGUGAUCGAGAGACACACUCACACUCCUGAGCGGAGACGGAGGUACUGGGGUCGAUCUGGGACGGAGAGUGACCACGGCUACAGCACCAUGAGUCCGCAGGAGGACAGCGAGAAUCCGCCCGGAAACAACGACCCGCUCUCGGCCGGCGUGGACGUCGGCAACCACGACGACGACCUGGACCUGGACACGCCCCCCCAGACGGCCGCGUUGCUCAGCCACAAGUUCCACCCCUACCGGCACACGCACACGCACCACCACCCGCUGCACACGCACACGCACCACCUGCAGGCGGCGGUGACGGUGCACAGCGUGGACGCAGAGUGCUGAUCCGCCCUCCUGCCAGCGAUGGAACUGUUUUUAUAUUAAAGACUAUUUUUAAAAAAAACAUUUGUGCUCAGUUAGAGAGCACGCAGUGGGUACCGUCUGGAUAGAUGGAUGGAUGGAUGGAGGGAGACGCCACAGCUUGGACCCCGCGGUCUCGGCCGCCGGGACUUUUGCCCUGAUUGGAUGAUGCAUCAUGGUCUCACUGUGCCAACAUCUCAAUCUCAGCCCCUCUUUUAAUUCAACCCAAUUUAAAGUCUGGCAGGUGUACACAGUUUUAUACAUGUUGAAAAUCACCAGACCAGGGCCAGUAAAUAUAUUCAUUUUUUUCUGAAGGGAUUUAGCAUUCAGGACUCAAAGGGAGAGCACAUAACAGCCUUCAGGAGCAAACAAAACACUGUUCGAGGCCAUUUAUUGGCCUUUAUUGAGGACAGGACACAAGUGGGACCUAAAAGCCCUGAGGGAGGACAAAGUUCUUCAUUUUUCAUCAUUCUUCAGGUCCAGUGGAUAAUUACAUUAAAUGUGGAGGCUAACGCGGACCCCUCUCGACCAGCACUCCAUCUGAAACUCACUUGUAUUGAGGGCCAGGAGGGGGACGGAGCGCUCCUUACAUUUGUGACAACUGUUGGACAUUUCUGGAAGAGUGAAUAUACUGUAUUUUCAACAAAGAAGUGGAUCUAGUGGGAUUCUAACACGGCUUUUGUUUCAACAUUGCUCUCCUUGGUUCAGCAGAUAGAAGCUCCAGAGUUGGUUUUCUCUCGUAGUUGCUGCCUUCGGCCAAAGGAGCGACUGCUGGUCUCACAUAACGAGGCGGGGGAAGAUAUCUGGACAGUUUCCUGAAUGUUUGUGAACUUCAAAGUAAGGGGGGGGGGGGCUUCAAUGAUUCACGAAAAAUACAAAAAGAAACAUUUUAAAGAGGAAAAUAUUAUUUUUCUACUAUUUAUUAAAGAGGUAGAUUUUCAAGACAGAUCAGAAAGCAGCUGCCGCUAACACAAACAGCGGUGAGGAGUCGUACCGGCCCACUUCCUGCAACCAACGCAUCAUAUCGGGGCUCAUUAUUUUCAAGUUUUAUUUUCCAACAACGUCUGUGAAUUGUUGUUUAUUUUGAAUUUUAGGAGCAUCAGUGACACAACGGACUACGUGACUUUUCUUUUCCGUGUUUUUUUCCCUCAGACUGAGGGACUUUGGUGCAUAAUCAGCAGCUCAUUUGCAUUUACUUUCAAAUUUUGUUUGUGCUUUCUAUCACCAGGAACCUAGCUGUCCUCUGUUUCAGAGGAUUCCAUUUACUACUGUAUAAACCCAGUGGUCAGUUCAUUAGCUAAAUCUGUACAAUCACUGCGAUCUAAUACAGCAGUCCGGCCAUAAAGUCUACGUUUAUGAUGCCCAUAACUUCCAGGUUCUUGACACUGCCACAGACGUGUUCAUCUAAUUACGUGGUUCAGCACUGAAGCUACAGUUACAUCCAGCCUUUAUGUAUAUAAUAGGACAGACAAAGAGUUAGCAACGUCUUUCAGUACAAUGUAGAACAGCACAACAUUAAAUAAGUUUCAUGUUAUACGCUUUGGACAGUUACACUCAUUUUAAAGGUGGAUGUCAUGGCGGGGCUGUUGUCGAUUACAUGAUGUUGUACAGAUACUCCUGAUAAAGUGGCCACUGAAUGUAUAGUCUGGUAAGCAGUACCUUUUUUAAGAAAGAGGCUUUUUUGUUUUUUAAAGAGUAGUGAUCUAAAAUCUGCGACGAAAUCAGCUCUGCUCCUCUCAAAAGUUAAUUCAGGUAUUUCUCGUUGAAUAUCUGGAAAGACUGAGAACAACAAGCCUUAAUCACAUCCUUUUCAGAGCGGUUAGGAGGAGAUGAUCUUCACAUUAGUCUGUUUGUCACCGAGGUCAUCACGUGAGCUCAAUCUUGCUGUGGCGAGCGGGUCAGAAACAUCCUUAAACGUGUCCUUGCAUAUCAGGAGGCGGAACUUCAGCCCUUCUUCAGCCUCCUGGGGACGGACGAGGAAAGACAGACACCAGCAAAACAUUCCUGGCUUUAGUCACUGCUGGGGAUUUGGUGUGAGGAUAAUUGGGGACCAGCAUAAAGGUCCUGAGAGAUUCACAGACACUGAGUGCUGUCCUCUUGAUCUGCCUGAGUAGAAAAGAAAAAAACCAGUGCAGAUUCUUAUCGGUUUCACCCUGUUUUACCGCAGCCUUUCGCCUCCGAGGCCAAGCUGAGAUACUGUACGUGUGAUGAGGCUGGAUCUUGUACGAAGCAAGUUGCAUUUGGAGUCUCCUCCUCGUCAAAGAGAGUGAAAGAGGUCGAGAUGCUGCUGUUGUUGUGCAGAGGUUACACACAUCUGUCGGCUCCUCUGUGGUUAACCACUCAUAAUGUAUUUUAUAACGUGUGUGUGUCUUGAGAGAGAGAGUGAGUGUGUGCGUGAUGAAAGUAGGACUAUCCACCUGUAACAUUUUCAUUGAAUGCAUUAUUUUUCAAAGUAAUAUUAGAGAAAUAUAGGUGAAAUUAUUAUGAUUGAGAAAUCCACUUAUUUUUAUUCUGAUGAAGAGUCACUUGACCUGAUCUGUGCUUCGUGAGUUUGAUUGUUCAACUGGUCAAAUCACAUCAGUGUGGCAUCCAUGUUUUUGUUUUUUUGUUUUUUUUCCUGGGUGCCAAAAUGUCUAUCGUUCUUCAGAGGUUCAUAAUGAAGUGUAAAUACUGAAUCACAAAUAGCUAUUAUGUCCUGUACACUCCAUUUGUUUUUUAUGUUGAUAAGAUAUGAUGUAUGCUUCAAAUGAUGCUCAGAUAUUCGGGUUGAUAUUGAAUUGUCUGUUCAUGGCGUCUCGCUAUAUUUUUUGAUGCCUUGGAUGUUUUGUUUUUUUUAGGUUUAUUUGUCUUUAGGUCCAUAUUGGAUGGAAGUCAGUACUUGGAAAAAUUAAUACACACUUUUAUGUUUGAGAGACUCCGAGUUUUUAAAAAGUUUUAUUGUGCGUCUUCAAAAUAUUAAAGAAAGCUCCCGUUUUAGAUUUGCAGGAUAACCGCGCUACACCUUCUCGCUGAGUAAUGACCAAAACAACAGCCUUAUAGUGGAUUCAGGUUUACAUCUGUAAGCCGCGCAGUGGUUCUGUCGCUACUUAAGACUGUCAGCCAUUUUCAUUUACAGUCAUCUUAGUGUGUUUGAUACUUUACAAGAAUAUUUACGUUUGCACAUUAACUGUGAGCUCAUUAAACUCCCAUCUGACAGCUCCGAUAGAGCCGAGACAUUAAAACAUGCCGGGGUUUGUGUUCGUUCACGAUCCUCAAAGUACUUCUCUUACUAAAUGCAGUAGGUUGAAUAUUUCACUAAAAACAUUAACCAUCAACACUUAUCACACCACUUUCAUAAACCAGAUUUAUUCACCUGCAGUGAUUCAUAUCAAAAUCAUAAAAUCGUCUCGUUGUCACUACUUUACAUGGUACGUAAUUUCACUUCAGUUUGACAUUGAAGCAGUCUUGUAGCAUUUCAGAGCAAUUUUUCGAUCAAAUGCAGUCUGUAUGUCUGUCUGUCUGUCCGUGUGUGUGUGUGUGUGUGCGUGUGUGUGUGUUGGGGAAGUUUUUUUUUUUUUUUUUCUCCUCCAAACUGAGUUGAACAUUAAAGAGUCUGUUUUUUUGGGGGUUUUUUUCCUGGAGAGCUUUUAAACAGUAUUUACCAGCUGUUGUAAACAAGUAUAUAUGUGUGUAUACAGAACACAAUGAAUUGCAAUUAAUGUACUGAAGGAACAUGUGUACGUCAUCCCCCCCAUGUAUCAUAUAAAGUUAUCAAAUUGAGAUUUAUUGCAAUGUGAAUGUGAUAAAGUCCAUUUUACACUUAA
This is a messenger RNA of Stegastes partitus (bicolor damselfish), 8448 nucleotides long. RefSeq names its product cache domain containing 1 (gene cachd1). Gene Ontology annotation, cellular component: voltage-gated calcium channel complex. NCBI's taxonomy places the organism in Eukaryota, Metazoa, Chordata, Actinopteri, Pomacentridae. The record is from RefSeq and is a predicted model, not a curated record. Gene Ontology annotation, molecular function: voltage-gated calcium channel activity. The transcript is spliced from 27 exons. Bases 692 to 4630 code for a protein of 1312 amino acids.